Molecule: messenger RNA, 2074 nt
Organism: Mus musculus (house mouse)
Lineage: Eukaryota; Metazoa; Chordata; Mammalia; Rodentia; Muridae
Product: zinc finger protein 1010
Exons: 3
Coding region: 42-1091 (349 amino acids)
Biological process (GO): regulation of DNA-templated transcription
Cellular component (GO): nucleus
Source: RefSeq, marked validated
CUUUGCUGGAUCCUUCUCAUAAAAAUCUCUACAAAGAUGUGAUGGUAGAGACCUAUAGGAAUCUCACAGCUAUAGGUUACAUUUGGGAAGAACAUACAAGUGAAGACCAUUUUCAAACUUCUAGAAGUCAUGGAAGGCAUGAAAGAAGUUGUUCUGCAGAGCAACCCUCUGAGUUUAUUCACUGUGGUAAAGCCUUUGCAAAUGAGAGUGGUAGUCAAAGGCAUCAAAUAAAACAUACUGGAGAGAAACAGCAUGACUGUAACCAAUGUGGUAAAGCUUUUAAAAGAAGGAGUGACCUCCAAAUACAUAAGCGAACACAUACAGGAGAGAAACCCUAUGAAUGUAAACAAUGUGGUAAAGCCUUUUCACAAAGCAGUCAUCUCCGAAUACAUAAGCGAACACAUACAGGAGAGAAACCCUAUGAAUGUAAACAAUGUGGUAAAGCCUUUGCACAAAGCAGUCAUCUCCAAAUCCAUAAGCGAACACAUACAGGAGAGAAACCCUAUGAAUGUAAACAAUGUGGUAAAGCCUUUGCACAUAGCAGUCAUCUCCACAUACAUGAGCGAACACAUACAGGAGAGAAACCCUAUGAAUGUAAACAAUGUGGUAAAGGCUUUGCACGAAGUGGUGACCUCCAAAAACAUAAACAAACACAUACAGGAGAGAAACCAUAUGAAUGUAAACAAUGUGGUAAAGCCUUUUCAAGAAAGAGUGUCCUCCAAAUACAUAAACGAACACAUACAGGAGAGAAACCCUAUGAAUGUAAACAAUGUGGUAAAGCCUUUGCACAAAGCAGUCAUCUCCGAAUACAUAAGCGAGCACAUACAGGAUUGAAACCCUAUGAAUGUAAACAAUGUGGUAAAGCCUUUGCAGGAAGCAGUGGUCUCCAAUGCCAUAAAAGAUCACAUACAGGAGAGACACCAUAUGAAUGUAACCAAGGUGGUAAACCCUUUGAAGGAAGCAGUGGUCUUGAAUAUAAUAAUCGAACACAAACAGCUGAAAAACCCUAUGAAUGUAACCUAUGUGCUAAAGUUUUGCAGGAAGGAGUGACCUUUAAAGAGAAAAGACCAUACAGGAGAGAGACUCUAUGAAGGCAUCUGAUGUUAUAAAGCCUUUGCAGCAAGCAUUGAUCUCCAAGUACAUAAAUGAACACAUACCAGAGAGGAACCUUUUAAAUGUAACCAAAGUGGUAAAGCUUUUUUGAAGGGUAAAAGGCUGGAAAACAAUUUUCCAAGCAAAUGGUCUGAAGAAACAAGCUGGAGUAGCCAUUCUAAUAUCAAAUAAUAUCAACUUCCAACCUAAAGUUAUCAAAAAAGACAAGGAGGGGCACUUCAUACACACCAAAGGUAAAAUCUUCAAAGAUGAACUCUCAAUUCUGAAUAUCUAUGCUCCAAAUGCAAGAGCAUCCACAUCUAUGAAAGAAACUACAGUAAAGGUCAAAGCACAUAUUGCACCUCACACAAUAAUAGUGGGAGACUUCAACACACAGCUCUCAUCAAGGAACAGAUCCUGGAUGAAACUAAACAGAGACACAUUGAAACUAACAGAAGUUAUGAAAAAAAUGAAUUUAACAGAUGUCUACAGAACAUUUUAUCCUAAAACAAAAGGAUAUACCUUCUCAGCACCUCAUGGUACCUUCUCCAAAAUCGACCAAGAGAACCAAAGAGGAUUGCCAUGCUAGUAAAUGAAGUGGAUGCAGGCUUGAGAGCUGGGAAUGGCAGAAUACCAGCCAUGUAAGAGCCAGGGAAGAGAGCCCCAGUGGCCCCUCCUGUGAUUGAUUCUGGGGUAGCAAAAAUGGCAUAGAGACUUUAGUAAGUAAUAAUUCAGGAUUAUCACAGAAAAGAAUUAGCAAUGUGGAAGUUUGAGAGUGUCCCAACCAAUUAGCUGAUUUAAAAUAGUAAAUAAAGCUGUGUAUCUUUAUUUGAGGAUCUAAAGCAUUUGCAUGCUCAGUGAGGAACUUGCACAGGAAGCAUCCUAUAGUAGAUCAGAGUAACCAACCAACUCUGCAGAAUGUACCUCACCUGUAGGCUUGAACUCAAUAUUAAAAAUUAAUUGUAGAUUCUCAAGUGGAAAA